Messenger RNA from Adineta steineri, 264 nucleotides. The record is from the annotation of a GenBank genome assembly. Lineage: Eukaryota; Metazoa; Rotifera; Eurotatoria; Adinetida; Adinetidae.
AUGAUUAGGAUAAGAUCAAGUUCACGUAGUCGUAGUCGAACUCGAAGUCGAAGUGCUAGACGAACGGGUAAUGGUUAUUCAUCAAAACGUGCUGACAGAAGUCGUAGUCGUUCAGGAAGUAGUCGAUCAUCCAAUGAUCGAAGACGUUCAUAUAGUCGUUCACGUUCUGGAUCUGAUAGUCCAGCUCGAUCAAAAGAACGACGAUCACGAACAAAAUCACGUUCAAGAACACGAUCAAAAUCAAGAUCUCGUGGUAGUCGAUAA